GAAAAAGGAAAGCUUUAUGGAUUAAGUCGACUCAGAAUGUUUGUAUUUUUUCAUCAAAAUCUCAAUUUUCAAUCAUUUAUAGCCAAGGGAGCCAGUGCUAAAAUCUCGUCAUACUCCUCACAACGGUGCAUGUUGCAAUAUUGAGUACAUACAGUAAUCAUCAGUUGGACAUUCAUGCACAGUCCCCUAUCGCCCACCCAUGCAAAACAUUUCACUCACUCCACGGCCGCAUCAGAACAUCGAAGAAUGUCGCUCAAAAUUGCCACAUUUAACGUCCACUGUUGGAUGGACGCUGGUCACGUGGAUAAUGUGGAGAGGAUAGCCGCACUCAUUCAAAAGUAUGACCCGGACAUUUUAUGCCUACAAGAAUGUACAAAAGACAAGGUGUACAGAUUCCUACGGAAGUUGCCGGAGAAAUUUUAUUGCAGUCACAUCUUCAGCUCUGCAUGUCAUAUUUUUAGCAAACAUCAUAUUGAGCAGGAUACCAAGCAUAUCAACCUCAAAAAAGUGGGAGCUCGCUUUGUCAUUGGCAAAGUGAGAAUACCAUCCAUAUUAGCUCCAAUCUACAUCACCAAUGUUCAUUUAAAUCACCGAGAAGAGCCUAGACGUUUGAAAGAGAUGGAGUUUCUUCAGAAGAAAAUUUUUGACACAAUCCAGGACUCAGAGUUCAAAAUAUUGUGUGGAGACUUUAAUGCCCUCACUCAAGAAGAUUACACCACUAAGGAAUUUAAAGAAAUUUCCUUCAUCCGAGAUCGAAACUCAUGGGAGUCACCGCAGAUGAAAGUAACCAAAAUGGUAAAGGACUUGGGAUUCACGGAUUCUUGGGAGAGGGCUGGAAAACCGGCCCCUGUGAAAACUUGUCGGUUUAGUACCAGAAUCGACUAUGUAUUUGUUUCAAAACAAUUGGAAAAACUGCUCAAACUUGUGGAAGUGUGUCAUGUAGACGACUCGGCGUCCGACCAUAACAUGGUCGUUGCUAAUCUUACCUUUAAGCAAUUAAAAGAUUAACUUAAUCUGACACGU
This is a messenger RNA of Tigriopus californicus, 1023 nucleotides long. RefSeq lists its product as uncharacterized. The record is from RefSeq and is a predicted model, not a curated record. Gene Ontology annotation, cellular component: endoplasmic reticulum. Gene Ontology annotation, molecular function: catalytic activity. Gene Ontology annotation, biological process: GPI anchor biosynthetic process. NCBI's taxonomy places the organism in Eukaryota, Metazoa, Arthropoda, Copepoda, Harpacticoida, Harpacticidae. The transcript has 5 exons. Bases 175 to 1008 code for a protein of 277 amino acids.